Nycticebus coucang (slow loris) is the source of this 2651-nucleotide messenger RNA. It is a transcript of the gene DCAF11, whose product is annotated as DDB1 and CUL4 associated factor 11. Gene Ontology annotation, molecular function: protein binding. The transcript is spliced from 16 exons. Lineage: Eukaryota; Metazoa; Chordata; Mammalia; Primates; Lorisidae. Bases 180 to 1955 code for a protein of 591 amino acids. The record is from RefSeq and is a predicted model, not a curated record. Gene Ontology annotation, biological process: proteasome-mediated ubiquitin-dependent protein catabolic process. Gene Ontology annotation, cellular component: Cul4-RING E3 ubiquitin ligase complex.
GCUUUCUUCCGCUAGGGGUUUUGAUUGGUCAGCCAAAAAAGGUUACCUGGGAGUCCAGCACCUCCCCACACCUCUCGGGCUCCCUGCCCUGGGACUUUGAUUAGGCUUUACUUUCACCAAACCCAAGGAGGUAACAAGAGGAGCCCCUGCACAGGACCUAAGGAUGCUGUGACCAGAAGAUGGGAUCACGGAAUAGCAGCAACGCAGGAUCCGGGUCCGGAGACCCCUCCGAGGGUUUGUCCCGAAGAGGGGCUGGCCUGCGACGGAGUGAAGAAGAGGAAGAGGAGGAUGAAGAUGUGGAUCUGGCCCAGGUACUGGCCUAUCUCCUCCGCAGAGGAAGGGUCUCAAUGUGUUGUCCAGGCUGGAGUGCAGUGGCUAUUCACAGGUGCAAUCAUAGCACACUACUGCCUCAGACUCCUGGGCUCAAGGGAUCCUCUUGCUUCAGCUUCCUGAAUAGCUGGGACUACAGAGGCCAAGUAAGGUUGGUACAGGGAGGAGGUGCAGCAAAUUUACAACUCAUCCAGGCCCUCUCGGACUCAGAAGAAGAGCAUGACAGUGCUUGGGAUGGUCGUCUUGGGGAUCGAUACAACCCACCUGUGGACACAACCCCUGACACCCGGGAGCUGGAAUGCAAUGACAUCAAGACACAAGUGGAAUUGGCCACAGGGCGGCUGGGGCUUAGGCGGGUAGCCCAGGAGCACAGCUUUCCUCGAAUGUUGCACCAGAGAGAACGGGGCCUCUGCCAUCAGGGAAGCUUCUCCCUCGGAGAACAGUCUCAAGUGAUGUCUCACUUCUUGCCCAAUGAUCUGGGCUUCAUUGAUACCUACUCUCAGAAGGCUUUCUGUGGCAUCUACAGCAAAGAUGGUCAAAUCUUCAUGUCUGCUUGCCAAGACCAGACAAUCCGACUGUAUGACUGCCAGUAUGGCCGCUUCCAUAAAUUCAAGAGCAUUAAAGCCCGGGAUGUAGGCUGGAGUGUCCUGGAUGUGGCCUUUACCCCUGAUGGGAACCACUUCCUCUACUCCAGCUGGUCUGAUUACAUUCACAUCUGCAAUAUCUACGGGGAGGGAGACACACACACUGCACUGGACCUAAGGCCAGAUGAGCGUCGCUUUGCUGUCUUCUCCAUUGCUGUCUCCUCAGAUGGACGAGAAAUUCUAGGAGGGGCCAAUGAUGGCUGCCUCUAUGUCUUUGACCGAGAACAGAAUCGGCGCACCCUUCAGAUUGAGUCCCAUGAGGAUGAUGUGAAUGCAGUGGCCUUUGCUGAUAUAAGCUCCCAAAUCCUGUUCUCUGGGGGUGAUGAUGCCAUCUGCAAAGUGUGGGAUCGACGCACCAUGCGGGAAGAUGACCCCAAGCCCGUGGGUGGACUGGCUGGACACCAGGAUGGCAUCACCUUCAUUGAUAGCAAGGGUGAUGCCCGAUAUCUCAUCUCCAACUCCAAAGAUCAAACCAUCAAGCUCUGGGAUAUACGACGCUUUUCCAGCCGGGAAGGCAUGGAAGCCUCACGCCAGGCUGCCACACAGCAAAACUGGGACUAUCGCUGGCAGCAAGUGCCCAAAAAAGCUUGGCGGAAGCUGAAGCUCCCAGGAGACAGCUCCUUGAUGACCUACCGGGGCCACGGAGUGCUGCAUACCCUUAUCCGCUGCCGAUUCUCUCCUGCCCACAGCACUGGCCAGCAGUUCAUCUACAGUGGCUGUUCCACUGGCAAAGUGGUUGUGUAUGACCUCCUCAGUGGCCACAUUGUGAAGAAGCUGACUAACCACAAGGCCUGUGUGCGUGAUGUCAGUUGGCACCCUUUUGAAGAGAAGAUGGUCAGCAGCUCGUGGGACGGGAACCUGCGUCUGUGGCAGUACCGCCAGGCUGAGUACUUCCAGGAUGACAUGCCAGAGUCCGAGGAAUGCCCCAGUGCCCCAACCCCAAUAUCCCACUCCUCUACAGCCUUUUCCUCACCCCAGUAGAUUUGACCUCCAGCCCCACACAGGGUGAACCUCUUGAUAAGUGCUCUGCCUUCUCUUCCCUUUCUCCUUUUUGGGGAAUGUUUGGAGGAAUCACUGGCAUUGGAUCAAGCAAAACAGAAUCCUAGGCUCUGAGUCCCAGCUGAGCCAUGGAAGAUCCUCCCCUCGGGGUAGAGUGGUCUCCUUGUGCACUCAGACCCGUUUGGCUUGGAUUCCUAUCUCUGGCCAGGGUCUGGCAGGACUGCCAUUAUCUGGGGUGUGGCCUCUGCCAGCAAGAGAACUGUCUCGAGUGUUUUUAAUCAUGUUUGAAUAUUAGGUGUUUGUUCCUAGAGUGGAUGCCUGAGGCCAGGUCUGAACAGACCUGUCAGCCAGGCCUUGCCCAGGUCUUCAUCUUGAAGAUUAGACUGGCCAAUUAGAGGAUCAGGUGUCCUGGUCUUUCUUCCUGAGGUCUUUAGGGGAGGGCAGGAUGAGUAAGGGUAUUUACUCAGCACCCUCAUGGAAUGGGGAUUAUGUUUUCUCUCAUGUCUGGGUCUUGGGGGUAGGAUGGGCCAUGAUGUGAGAGACAGGAAUCUCCAGAACUUCCUUGAGACCCCACACAGAACCCUCUGGGCUAAAAGCCCACAGUUUUAAGAAAGAACGUUGAAGUAGGAUUCCAUCCUCUCACUGACUGGCUCCCUCAAUAAACUCUUUGUGGGAACC